Molecule: messenger RNA, 783 nt
Organism: Seminavis robusta
Lineage: Eukaryota; Bacillariophyta; Bacillariophyceae; Naviculales; Naviculaceae
Source: the annotation of a GenBank genome assembly
AUGGAAUCGAUAGAUUUCGUCCAUGGCUCCGGCCGUGAAUUGCUGCCUGGGACUAUCCCGCCCGAGUUGUCGCUUCUGACUUGUUUGACUACGCUGGUGCUGACCUUUAAGGACGGGACCAUUCCAACAGAAUUGGGGCUUCUUACCAAGCUUAGAAGGUUGGAACUGAUCUCAGGAGGUUUUGGCGGCUCCAGCAUCAAAGGAUCGAUCCCAACAGAGAUCGGCAUGAUGACUGCUCUGACAUCUAUCUCUUUUCCCCAAGGCCUCAAUGGGACUCUGCCAUCAGAAAUUGGCAGGCUUACCGGGCUCACUGCGUUGUUCCUCAACAAGACCGACUUUUGUUAUCACUGGGAGGAGUGCUUUCAGGGAACAAUACCAAGUGAAAUUGGGCUCCUCAGUGGACUGGAAAGCCUCGAACUCGGAAACAAUAUGUUGGGAGGUCUGUUGCCAAGUGAGCUUGGUCUCUUGACUUCUCUGUUGUCGUUUGGACACAGCUGUCAGGUGUCUUGCGACCGUCACAAUGGAACGUUUUCAGAACUUGGAAAUCUUGCUGCCCUCGAGUACAUGACCGUUGCAUACAAUGGCGGCCUAACCGGGCCCUUACCUACUGAGCUCAGAGUGAUCCCAUGUAUAUAUUUCACAAGAAUCACAUUCUCUCGUUGGUGCAUGAAGGAACCGCGCUUGGUCUCCGCGGAUGGUUACAAUCGUGAGCUUUGUUGGGGAGGCCAAAGCACGGAAACUCCGUAUUUUUGUCCCAAGGGGGUUUCGAAUUCCACCCUCUGA